AUGAAUAAUUUGACACAUCAUGAAACAACAGCCUUGAGUGCUCAACAACUUCAAGCUGUCUCGGCUGCCGGAGCGGCCCCCGCCCAGUGUCCAGUGCUCCGUCCCCCGUACCCCCGGCCCUCGCUGCCCGCUACCACGGGGACCGAGUCAUCUGACCAGGCGCCGUGCGCCUGCGCGGGCGGAGGGCAGGGGCGGUGCCGUGACGUGCCUCGCGGGCUGUCCUCGGGCGCGCCUUUCUUCGCUCAGCAGGUCUCUGAAGUCCACGUCGCUGACCGGAGGCGGCGUUGUCGGCGGCGAGCGGGUCUCUGCGGCCUAGGUAAGCAGCCUUUCGGGGGUAAAGAGACCCUCCUGCGGCGCGGGCGCGAGGGGCGGAGGCGUGGGGGCCCCGGGCCUCUAAGCAGAGAGCGUGUGGGUCGCAGUGGUGUGCGGGAGGCGACCCCCUUCCCGUGCGCCCCGCACCCUUCCCUGCGCCGCUCCCGCAGAGGGCGGAAGUUUGUGCGGGCGGCGCGCUCUGUCCCGACCACCCUGAGUUGUACGUGGUCCCACCUGGGAAUGGGUCGUUUCUGGGGUGGGGACGGAGCUCGGAGGCUCGGUCGAGGGGCGGCGCCGUCAUUUCCCGCUGCAGCUCUGCGACUCUUCCUGGUUCUGGUUCCUCUCGACUCUUUACGUUUCCACUGGACAAGCUCCCCAGAGAUGGUGAAGAAAGAGCCGCUGGCUGUGGUUUUUGCGGUGCCCCGCGUCCCUGGCGCUGUACUGAGUCACCUUCCUUGGUGGCUUAAUCCGACCGUCCGGGGUUUGGAAGGAGGAAGGAGAUGUUUUUUGAAUUCAGAUACUUUUUUUUUAGGUAGUAAAUACCCAAGGUUCCUAAAAAGAAGUCUUUUCCCCAAACAACUUUAAGAUACUUCCUACAUCUAGUGUUAGUUAUAUUAGAAAUUAUUCAUUUAUUUUGAAGUGUGACAUUUCUUGGGCACUUAGUUUUUGAGGAGGUAAGCGGUAACGUGGCUCAACAUUUAAUCAAUAAAAAAGGUAUACA
Messenger RNA from Manis javanica (Malayan pangolin), 1033 nucleotides. The record is from RefSeq and is a predicted model, not a curated record. NCBI's taxonomy places the organism in Eukaryota, Metazoa, Chordata, Mammalia, Pholidota, Manidae.